Molecule: messenger RNA, 659 nt
Organism: Aspergillus sclerotioniger CBS 115572
Lineage: Eukaryota; Fungi; Ascomycota; Eurotiomycetes; Eurotiales; Aspergillaceae
Product: ubiquitin-ribosomal 40S subunit protein eS31 fusion protein
Exons: 4
Coding region: 44-508 (154 amino acids)
Biological process (GO): protein ubiquitination; translation; modification-dependent protein catabolic process
Cellular component (GO): ribosome; nucleus; cytoplasm
Molecular function (GO): protein tag activity; structural constituent of ribosome; ubiquitin protein ligase binding
Source: RefSeq, a predicted model, not a curated record
UCGAAGGUUUAGGAAGACAAGUCUUGUCGAGACCUUCAUCAAGAUGCAGAUCUUCGUCAAGACCCUUACGGGUAAGACUAUCACCCUCGAGGUGGAGUCCUCGGACACCAUCGACAAUGUCAAGUCCAAGAUCCAGGACAAGGAGGGUAUCCCCCCGGACCAGCAGCGUCUGAUCUUCGCUGGUAAGCAGCUCGAGGACGGCCGUACUCUUUCGGACUACAACAUCCAGAAGGAGUCCACCCUCCACCUGGUGCUCCGCCUGCGUGGUGGUGGUAAGAAGCGCAAGAAGAAGGUCUACACCACCCCCAAGAAGAUCAAGCACAAGCACAAGAAGACCAAGCUUGCCGUCCUCAAGUACUACAAGGUCGACGGUGAUGGCAAGAUCGAGCGUCUUCGCCGCGAGUGCCCCUCCCCCGAGUGCGGUGCCGGUAUCUUCAUGGCUGCCAUGCACAACCGCCAGUACUGCGGAAAGUGCCACCUCACCUACGUCUUCGACGAGUCCAAAUAAGCGGGCUCUGUUGAUCGUUCCGCCCUGUCUUCUUUCCGGUAACGCCUAGCAAUGUCGGUCGUGAAUAUUUGGUGGAUGAGGGAUGGAACGUGUGCGCUUUGAUCGUUCCAUAGUGCCUUGAAAUGAGAAAUCAAAAAAAUUCGAAACCGCC